AGAGAGCGUGAUUGCAGUCCCAGGGGAGGGAGUCAGCUAGAACACCAAUUACAAACCACAGGCUUCCUGCUCUAAGGAGUCGAUCCAGAAUUAUCUCUCUGGAAGGGAAGCGCUGGAAUCCUUCCGAACUUUCCAAGUCCACCCAUGAUUCAGGGACACUGCCUUCUCCCCCUGGGAUUCUCUGUGUUUCUGGUGACUUGCUGCUGAUGUGUUUGCUACUUGGUUUUUUCACUCUUUUCAAGAUUUGAUCAUUCUAUUUGCUGUUGUAAGAGAAAAGGAACUUUUGUUAGGAGAUUUCAGAAAUGAGUUUGGAUCUCCUAUAAGUGUUUUUAGGAUUCUUGGGAACAGUAGCUCUCAUCCUGGAGUCAGUUUCUGCCUCUGACCUGCUUGGAUUAUCUUUUCAGGCUGCGGAAUUUCUCGGCACCUACCUGUAGCGCUGGGCAGUUGGUGUGGUUGCAGAGUAAGAAGGUGGAAGAAUGAGCUGUACCUGGUUAAGCAGUUGAAACCUUUUUUGAGCAGGAUCCGUAAAAGCAUAAUUGAAUUUGUUUCACCCCCGUGGAUUCCAGUGGGCCCGAGACAGCACAACAGAUCUUGUGGUCUUCAGUCAUUUACCACUGACAACGUUCGUGGCUUAAAAAGGACCAUCUCUUCACGUUCGGAGCUCCAGCUCUUCACUCUCACCUUGGAUGCACGGCUAUAGCUGUUUACUUUGCCUUGUUUUGUUCAUGAACACUGGGUUCAGUGCCUCAGCGACCUGAUGCAUAUGGAAGACCAACACAGAUGAUCUGAUAUAACCAAGCUUCCGGAUGUGACAUUCAAUCUCAAGCAGAGUUGGAAAUUCUAAAGAGAAGUGGUGAUACCUUUCCCAGUCAGAGUGAAGAUGGGAGAGAAUGACAUACCUGCCACAGAAGUGGGCUGAAAACACCCUCUUCUCUGCCCAAUCAGGAAUGCCACCUGCUCUUGGGAAUACACUUUAGAGGAAGGAAGGGCCAAAACUACAACCUGGUUUUCUGAAACUGAAGCGUAAAUUUCUCUUCUUCCAUUUAUCCGGAUACGAGAACCUGCAUUUGGUAUUAGCUAAAGGAAGCAGUAUGUAUGGCCGAAGUGCAUUGCUGCAGCUGGUAGCAUGAGUGGUGGCCACCAGCUGCAGCUGGUUGCCCUCUGGCCCUGGCUGCUGAUGGCUACCCUCCAGGCAGGCUUUGGACGUACAGGACUGGUACUGGCAGCAGCGGUGGAGUCUGAGAGAUCAGCAGAGCAGAAAGCUAUUAUCAGAGUGAUCCCCUUGAAAAUGGACCCUACAGGAAAACUGAAUCUCACUUUGGAAGGUGUGUUUGCUGGUGUUGCUGAAAUAACUCCAGCAGAAGGAAAAUUGAUGCAGUCCCACCCCCUGUACCUGUGCAAUGCCAGUGAUGACGACAAUCUGGAGCCUGGAUUCAUCAGCAUCGUCAAGCUGGAGAGCCCCCGCCGGGCCCCCCGCCCCUGCCUGUCGCUGGCCAGCAAGGCCCGGAUGGCAGGCGAGCGAGGAGCCAGUGCUGUCCUCUUUGACAUCACCGAGGACCGAGCUGCUGCUGAGCAGCUGCAGCAGCCCCUGGGGCUGACUUGGCCGGUGGUGUUGAUCUGGGGUCACGAUGCCGAGAAGCUGAUGGAGUUUGUGUACAAGAACCAAAAGGCCCACGUGAGGAUUGAGCUGAAGGAGCCCCCAGCCUGGCCAGACUACGAUGUGUGGAUCCUCCUGACUGUGGUGGGCACCAUCUUUGUGGUCAUCCUGGCCUCGGUGCUGCGGAUCCGGUGCCGCCCCCGCCACAGCAGGCCGGAUCCCCUUCAACAGCGAACAGCCUGGGCCGUCAGCCAGCUGGCCACCAGGAGGUACCGGGCCAGCUGCAGGAGGGCCCGGGCCGAGUGGCCAGACUCCAGUAGCAGCUGCAGCUCAGCCCCGGUGUGUGCCAUCUGCCUGGAGGAGUUCUCUGAGGGACAGGAGCUACGAGUCAUUUCCUGCCUCCAUGAAUUCCACCGUACGUGCGUGGACCCCUGGCUGCAUCAGCACCGGACUUGCCCCCUCUGCAUGUUCAACAUCGUAGAGGGAGAUUCAUUUUCCCAGUCCCUGGGACCCUCUCGAUCUUACCAGGAACCGGGCCGGAGACUCCACCUCAUUCGCCAGCAUCCCGGCCAUGCCCACUACCACCUCCCUGCUGCCUACCUGUUGGGCCCUUCCCGGAGUGCAGGGGCUCGGCCCCCACGACCUCGUCCCUUUCUUCCAUCGCAGGAGCCAGGCACGGGCCCUCGGCACCAACAUCCCCGGGCUCCAGGCGAGCAGCAGUGUCCGACAGGGGCCCAGCACCCCUACACACAGGGCUGGGGGCCGAGCCGCCUCCGAUGUAGCUCACAGCACCCCACUGCUGGCCCAGGGCCCCUGCGCCGGGCCAGGCCUCAUGACAGCAGUGGGUCUGGAGAAAGCAACUGCACCGAAUGUAGUGGCUACCUGGCAGACGGGCCGGCCAGUGACUCCAGCUCGGGGCCCUGUCACGGCUCAUCCAGUGACUCAGUGGUCAACUGCACGGACGUCAGCCUGCAGGGCAUCCACGGGAGCAGCUCCACCUUCCGCAGCUCCCUGAGCAGUGACUUUGACCCCCUGGUAUACUGCAGCCCUGAAGCGCAUCCCCAUGGGGAGGAGGUGCAGCCUAGCAUGACUUCCCGGCCCCGUUCCUUGGACUCUGUGGUGCCCACAGGGGAGACCCAGGUCUCCAGCCAUGUCCACUACCACCGGCACCGGCACCACCACUACAAAAAGCGGUUCCAGUGGCAUGGCAGGAAGCUUGGGCCAGAAACUGGGGCACCCCAGUCCAGGCCUGCAGUCCCUCGGACACAGCCCCAGCCAGAGCCGCCAUCUCCUGAUCCGCAAGUCACCAGGUCCAACCCAGCAGCCCCUUCAGGACAGCCCCCCAACUCACAGCGGUCCAAGGCCCUCCUGGAGGCAGCCCCUGGCCCUGCAGAAGCCUCCAGCCGCAGCCCCAGCCUCAGCAGUCUUUAUGACUUGCAGAAAUCCAGCCUUCCUGGCCGGCACCCACAGCGGAGACGGCGGGGCUGCCCCUCGGAGCCUCCACCAGCCUCUCGGCCCCAGGACUUGACUGUGCACCCAGCUUGCCAGAUUUUCCCCCAUUUCAACCCCAGCCUGGCAUACCCUUGGCCACCAGAGGCCCACCCACUGAUCUUCAGACCUCCAGGCCUGGACCGGAGGCUGCUACCAGAAGCCCCAGGCCCCUGUUACUCAAGUUCACAGCCAGUGUGGUUGUGUCUGACUCCACGCCGGCCCCUAGGACCGCACCCACCUGGGGAGGGGCCUUCUGAGUGGAGUUCUGACACCCCAGGGGGCAGGCCAUGCCCUUACCCACACUGCCAGGUGCUGCCAGCCCAGCCUGGCGCAGAGGAGGAACUGGAGGAGCUGUGUGAACAGGCUGUGUGAGACGUGCAAGCCUAGCUCCACCCAAGAGUGUGCUCUGGAUGACUCGGGGGCCCUACCUGGCUGGAUCCUGUUCCUGAGAGAAGAAAGGACCUCAGCAAACACCCCUCUUGGCCGUAGUUCCUGGAGCCACUGGAAGAAGAGUGGCGAUGGUGGAUGGCAGGAGGCGCUGUUUCCUGCUCCCAGCUCCACAGCUUGUUUGCAGAACACAUCUCCAGUGCAGCAAGUCUGUGUCCAGCCAGGCAACCAGCUGCUGCCUGUGUGCACGUGGGGGCUGGACGCCUUGAAGGCCCCUUUUCAGAGGGCCAGAAGCUAGUUAUGGGUAGCCAGGUGUUCCGUUACAAAGGUGCUGCUCCAUUCCCCAGCCCUCCCAACUCUCCCUUGCCCCAAGCCUCAUGUUCACAGCAGCAGGCGGGUUCAGCUGAAUGCCUGACCCUGUCCCAUCUCCUUCCUUGGGUGAGCUCAGCACAGCAGCUUUGGUGGCUGCCCAGUGAAGCUGCUAAAUCAGCUCCAUCAUUCUCCUUUGCAAAAGGACCUGGAGUAGAGAGGGGCUCUGCAGCUUCUCCAGGCACUGCCUUCUUCCAGGCGUCUUGUCCUUCGGUUGUCAGACGCACAAUGUGAAGUCAGAGAGGAGGCUCUGGGAAGCCAGGGUGUAGAGAGUUCUGUCCCUGAAGUGGGCCAAGCACCUUGAAGAACCUGCAAUGGAACCUGCCGUCUCCAGACACCUUUGUCAGUCCAGCAGCCCCAGUUCCUCUGGGGGCUGGGGGAGGCGUCAUGGGGAGGGAGUAACUCCUCGUGAAAGAGCUCCUGUCUGCACGUUUCUCAGCAGAUGGACAGGAGGGAAUUUCUCCUGGACUUCAUCCGAGAAGAGGGAGAAUGGACUGAAGGUAGAGGCAGGAGGAUUACAGCUGAGCAGGCACAGCAAAGAAUUCUCUGGGACAAGUUUUGUCUUGGAGCAGGGAUGAGGAUUAGGGGAGAACAAAGGAAAAACAAAGUGUAACUCUUGGGUUUGGAGGGCCCAGAGGCCUGCCUCCCCAGUAGAAGCCAUACACGAGCCAGGGACCCACAGAAAGGGUGCACACGAGUGGGCAUGGAGCAAGCAAGUCUGGCCUGGGCAGCCCGUGCCGAGUGGGCAAGGGCCAAGGGGCCUCCUUAGGGCGACAUUCAGCCCCAGGGCAUCCUGGUGCGGGCCCCUCAGGCAUUAUCCCAUUUGGAAUGUGAAUGUGGGGGGCAAAGUGGGCACAGGACCCCUUUCUUCCCUCACAGUGAGUGGGAAGACUAGCAGCUAAGCACCCACAUGGGUAUUUAUAUCUGAACCAGACAGAAAGAUGCUUGAAUCAGGCAACUAUGUUGAGAAAUGUAUUUAUUUGCUAAUAUAUUUAUCCAUAAAUGCA
This is a messenger RNA of Lepus europaeus (European hare), 4851 nucleotides long. It is a transcript of the gene RNF43, whose product is annotated as ring finger protein 43. The transcript has 10 exons. Gene Ontology annotation, biological process: Wnt receptor catabolic process; ubiquitin-dependent protein catabolic process. The coding region runs from base 1127 to 3460 and encodes 777 amino acids. Lineage: Eukaryota; Metazoa; Chordata; Mammalia; Lagomorpha; Leporidae. Gene Ontology annotation, molecular function: ubiquitin protein ligase activity; frizzled binding. The record is from RefSeq and is a predicted model, not a curated record.